Messenger RNA from Alnus glutinosa, 1601 nucleotides. Its product is annotated as zinc finger protein CONSTANS-LIKE 16. Gene Ontology annotation, molecular function: zinc ion binding; protein binding. Gene Ontology annotation, biological process: regulation of DNA-templated transcription. NCBI's taxonomy places the organism in Eukaryota, Viridiplantae, Streptophyta, Magnoliopsida, Fagales, Betulaceae. The record is from RefSeq and is a predicted model, not a curated record. Gene Ontology annotation, cellular component: nucleus. Bases 122 to 1330 code for a protein of 402 amino acids. The transcript has 2 exons.
AAGCGCAAACAAUAAUUGAACCAUUUGGGCCCCUAAAUAAGUAUAUGAGAACACCAAAAAUAUUUGAUAUUCCCUGUUUGAAUAUGUCUCUGAGUUUUCCUUAACAAAUUUUGUUUCAUCCAUGAUCGUUGAAAAGAAAGCUGCGAAUGCCAUGGGCGGCAAGACAGCCCGAGCAUGUGACAGCUGCUUACGUAUGAGGGCUCGAUGGUUUUGUGCCGCCGACGAUGCUUUUCUUUGCCAAGCGUGUGAUGCAUCCGUGCACUCCGCUAACCAGCUGGCAAGCAGACACGAAAGGGUUCGCCUCCAAACUUCAUCUUUCAAGCUCUCUACGAUGGCUGAUAAUUCUCCGCCAGCUUGGCACCAGGGUUUCACCCGCAAAGCGCGAACCCCGCGCCAUAACAAGGCUAAAGAGGAAGAGAGAGUCUUCUUCAACCCUCUGCCUUUUGUUCCGGAGAUUGGCAGUGAAGAGGCUUCGCCGGAUGCCGGGGAUGACGAACAGCUUCUUUAUCGGGUUCCUGUCUUCGACCCUUUUGCCGCUGAGCUUUGCAAUGAAAUGGGGAACGUGAUUGUUGAUGAGAGAACCACCGUCGCUGAUCAUGACUUGGAUGAUUUACAUGGUCUUAAUCUUCCGUCAGAUAUGGAGCUGGCUGAGUUUGCUGCUGAUGUGGAGAGCCUGCUUGGCAAAGGACUGUUAGAUUGCAAAGAAGAAGAUGAUAUUGAUCUUGGAGAUCAGGGAAGAGUGAAGGUUGAAGAGGAAGAAGAUUUUGAAGCUAUAGUUGCAUAUCAAUUAAAUCAACCGUUGGAUAUGAUGAGAGAAACAUUAGAUUGGAAUCUUUUCGAUUAUGAGUCGUCCCCCGGGGCUGGAGAGGAGGCGGAGCAGAAGCCUGUAGUUCCCAUGGCAGAGACAAAGAUGAUGAUCAAUGGCAAAGUAUGUAAAGAGGAGAUUAAGAGGGAGAUGUUUUUGAGGCUAAAUUAUGAGGAAGUUAUAACAGCUUGGGCCAGCCAAGGUUCUCCGUGGGCAACAGGAACACGACCAGAGCUCAAUCCAAACGAUUGGUGGCCGGACUUUUUGGGUUCGUUUCCUGGAGAUGUUCAUCACCGAUAUGGAGACGCAGGAGUUAAUGGAAGUGAUCAUGUGGGAGGCGGUGACGGGCGUAGAGAAGCAAGGGUGUCAAGGUACAGAGAAAAGAGAAGGACACGCUUGUUUUCAAAGAAGAUAAGAUACCAAGUAAGGAAACUGAACGCGGAGAAGAGGCCCAGAAUGAAAGGGAGAUUUGUUAAGAGGACGUCCUUCAUGGGGACUUCUGCGUGUCCUUACCUCAACAAAUAAGGGCGCUAAUUACUGCCAAGUUUUCUUCGCAAAAGCGGAAUAAGAUGACCGGUUAGGCUAUUAUGGUAGCCUAAGUACUCUAACUCUAACUCUCUCUCUCUCUCUCUCUCUCUCUCUCUCUCUCUCUCUCUGUAAAAUGUAAGCUAUAUAUGAGCCUUUGACGAUGCAGAAGCUGUUGUUCUUCUAACCAGAAAUUCUGCUACUCAACUUCGAAAGUAUUGCUUAUCCUACAGAACACUAAUAAAAUUCAUGCAGCAACAAUUCUUUUCCA